Messenger RNA from Geodia barretti, 2562 nucleotides. Lineage: Eukaryota; Metazoa; Porifera; Demospongiae; Tetractinellida; Geodiidae. The record is from the annotation of a GenBank genome assembly.
AUGAUUUUGGGCUGUGCCGAAGGCCGCAGCAAUACCGAGGUGGGCGCCGACCUGGGAGUGUCCGAUGAGACGGUGGGGAAGUGGCGUUCCCGGUUCCUGGAACGGAGGCUGGACGGACUGUCGGACGAACCGCGCAGCGGACGGCCUCGAGCGGUUACCGAUGACCACGUGGAGCGUGUGAUUACGCUGACGCUGGAGACCACCCCCAAGGACGCGACCCACUGGAGCACCCGGUCCAUGGCCCAGCGCAGCGGGCUGAGCCACAACACGGUCAGGGACGUUGUGGGGCUAUACCUCAACCCACCGGAUCGGGCGUUGGUCCUGUGCGUGGACGAGAAGUCCCAGAUCCAGGCGUUGGAUCGCACCCGUCCGCUAUUGCCCAUGCGCCCGGGACAGGUGGAACGGCGCACCCAUGAUUACGUGGAUUACCUGCGUCACGGCACCACUUCGCUGUUCGCCGCCUUGGACACCAGGACCGGCAAGGUGAUUGGUCGUUGCCACCAACGGCACCGGGCCGUGGAGUUCCGCAAAUUCCUCGAUACCAUCGAGGCCGAGGUGCCCGCCGACCUCGACGUCCACCUGAUCGCGGACAACUACGCCACCCACAAGACGGCGCUGAUCCGGAACUGGCUGGCCAAGCGGCCCCGCUUCCAUAUGCACUUCACACCCACCAGCGCCUCCUGGCUGAACCUGGUGGAGCGCUGGUUCGGUCUGCUCACCGAAAAGCAGUUGCGCCGUGGGGUGCAUCAGAGCAGCGCCGAACUGGAGGCUGCCAUCUACCGCUAUCUGGACAACCGAAAUGUUGAGGGAACGCAGAUGAGCAAAAAGCUGAGGAUUACAUUAUUCACUAUCCUGAUUUCCAUGGGAUUGACAUUGGCUUGCGGCGCCGCCGAAGAACCCGCACCCGCGGUUCCGGCCAGCAGCGAGGGAGCAGCCGCCACUGCCGUGCCGGCCGCCGCCCCCACAGCGGAGCCUGUUGCCGCGCCAGAAACGUCAGCCCAGCCCAGCGAUGACAAAUACGGGGGCACGUUAAGAGUUCAGCUGCACUUGGACCCCACCGGCGUGGACCUGCAUACUCCGCGAGGGGCGAGUUCCAGGGAGUUCUGGAUCGCCCAGCCCGCCUUGAACUACCUGGUGACCGAAGAACUGGGGAAUCCCGGAGUGAUCGCUCCAGACCUCGCCGAAAGCUGGGACGUAACCCUGAACGAUGAUGGCACCGCCGACUGGACCUUUAAUCUGGACCCCAGCGGCACGUGGCAUAACGGCGAGUCCGUAACGGCGGAAGACAUAAAGUUCAAUUUCGACCGGGUGAAGAACCCUCCGGAAGGCCUGACCAUUGGCCGGGCGCGGCCCGUGGGGACCUACUACGAAAAUGUUGACGACGUUCAGAUCGCCGGCAGCCAGAUUACGGUCCACACCAGCACCAAGUCCCAGGGGUUCCUGGCGGCGGUGGCGCUGACCAACUUCCCCAUUUUCAACAAGGCUGCCACCGAGGCCCUCCCGCAACCCCUUAUCAGGAACUACGAAGAACUGGUGGGCAGCGGUCCGUUUAUUCCCGAAGACUAUGAGACCGGCGCUCGCUACUCCCUCACCCGUAACCCGUCCUACUGGGCCAACCCCGACCUGCCAUACCUGGACGGAAUCGAAGUCCUGAUAAUGGUGGACGAAGCCACCAGGCUGGCCGCCCUGCAAACCGGACAGGUGGACAUCGCUUACCCGCAGCUGGCCGCAUCACUUUACGUUCAAUUGCAGGAAAUGGACCACAUGGUUACCAAGACUGUGCUGGGCGACGUUUCCCAUUGGGACGUUCAGAUGAACGAGGAGCGGGAGCCCUGGAACGACAUUCGAGUGCGCCAGGCGGUAAGCCUGGGCAUGAACCGGAACCGGGUGGGGGAGAUCAGUGAGAGAGGAUUCGGUUCGCCUUACGGAAUCCUCUACCCGCCGGGCAGUCCCUACGCCCUCUCCAUUGAUGAAGUAAAGCUGUUGCCCGGUUUCGCCGAAGACAAGGAGGCGGAGUUUGAAGAAGCCCGCCGUCUGCUGGCCGAGUAUUCCGAGGACACCGGCUACGACUUUACCCAGGAAAUACCGAUGCUUACCGAGAAUCGGCCGUCAAACAUUGAAGGCGCAACCCUGCUGAUUCAACAGCUUUCCAACAUCGGAAUAACCGGCGGCGUCAUGGACGUCCAGGAAGACGCCGUCACCGAAGAGCGCGAAAUCGCCCAUGAUUUCAAUAUCAUGAUCCGCGGUUUUGGCGGGCCGGUGGAACCGGACCUGCACCUGCAAAACCAGUACGUUACCGAUGGCGCCAGGAACUUCGGCGCCAUGAGCCAUCCCGAGAUCGAUCAACUGUAUGAAGACCAGCGAAAUGCCGAGACCCACGAAGAAAGGGUAGCCGUAAUCCAGGAAAUGGCCCGCAAGUUCUGGGAAGUCCAGGGAGGCUCGGUGCCCAUGUGGUGGAGGGCCAGAUUCCACGCCUUUAACGAGAGAGUCCAGGACUACAACCCGCAGUUGUCCUUUUCACCGGAUACCGCAAAUGUGGCCCACGUUUGGCUAGCGAAAUAA